AUAGAACCAAUGAUACUAAAUGUGACAUAACCUGAACAUAUUUAAAUAAUGGAUAAACUACUUUUAAGCAAUAUCCGUAAUGCCAGAAAAUUACUUCAUGAAAACUAUAUAACCCCCAAAGAUUUACUGAAUUCGUGUCUAACACAGGCAAAAGAUACGAAUCAUUUAAACGCUUAUAUAACAUUAACUGAAGAUGAGGGCAAUAAGCAAGCAAAACAAUCACUUGAAAGGUACCAGAAGAAGGAGGCUACUUCUAAAUUGGAUGGAAUUCCUAUUGCAAUUAAAGAUAACUUCUGCACAGCAAACAUAAAAACUACUUGUGCAUCUAAAAUGUUGGAAAAUUUUGUACCCACCUACAAUGCAACAGUUUAUGAAAAACUUCUAAAUGCUGGGGCUGUGCUAGUAGGUAAAACUAAUUUAGAUCAAUUUGCUAUGGGUUCAGGAACAAUUGAUUCAAUCUAUGAUAGUACUAAAAACGCCUGGGGUUACACAGAGGAUGAUUAUUAUAUUGCUGGUGGAAGCAGUGGAGGAAGUGCAGUUGCUGUAGCAACUGGCAGUUGUUUUGCUGCUUUAGGUUCAGAUACUGGUGGUUCCACUAGGAAUCCUGCUUCUUAUUGUGGAGUAGUAGGCUUAAAACCAACUUAUGGCUUGGUUUCAAGAUUGGGUUUAAUUCCUCUUGUCAAUUCAAUGGACGUACCUGGCAUCUUAACAAGAACAGUAGAUGACUGUGUUUUAAUUUUGAACACUAUAGCUGGUCAUGAUCCUAAAGAUUCUACAACACUAACAAAGCCCUAUAAAGAAAUAUUAUUACCUUCAAGUGGUAAAUUAAGUGUGAAAGGUUUGAAAAUAGGUAUUCCAAAGGAAUAUCAUUGCAAAAAUUUAGAUAAAGAAGUUUUGGAUACUUGGAAUGAUGUUGCCAAGUUACUAGAUGAAAAUGGUGCAGUGGUUAAGGAGAUCUCCAUGGUGAAUACUGAACACAGUAUAGUCUGUUAUUCGAUUUUAAACCAAUGCGAAGUUGCCAGUAACAUGGCAAGGUAUGAUGGUAUUGAAUUCGGACUUAGGGCAGAUGAAAAUUCAUCCACGGAGAAAUUGUAUGCAACGAGUCGCAGUCAUGGUUUCAAUGAAGUCGUAAGAAACAGAAUUUUAACAGGAAACUACUUCCUAUUAACUAAGAAUUAUGAAAAGUAUUUUAAUCAAGCUUUAAAAGUUCGACGAUUAAUAUCCAACGAUUUUUAUAAAGCUUGGGAAGAUGUGCAGGUCCUUUUAACACCAACCACAUUGUCCACAGCUCCAAAAUACAAAGACUUCGUUAAAAAGACGAACCGCGAUCAAUGCGCGAUGCAAGACUUUUGCACUCAACCUGCAAACAUGGCUGGUGUGCCAGCAAUCUCAAUUCCAAUAAAGUUAUCUAAAAAAGGAUUACCUAUAAGUUUACAAAUAAUGGGUCGCAAUUUAAGUGAACCUAUGAUUCUGGCACUUGCAAAAUACAUAGAAAAUAUUGUAAAGUUUCCUGGAGUCAAAUAAACUGUAAUCUUACUUUUUA
Molecule: messenger RNA, 1543 nt
Organism: Nicrophorus vespilloides
Lineage: Eukaryota; Metazoa; Arthropoda; Insecta; Coleoptera; Silphidae
Gene: GatA
Product: glutamyl-tRNA(Gln) amidotransferase subunit A, mitochondrial
Exons: 6
Coding region: 49-1524 (491 amino acids)
Biological process (GO): mitochondrial translation; glutaminyl-tRNAGln biosynthesis via transamidation
Cellular component (GO): mitochondrion; glutamyl-tRNA(Gln) amidotransferase complex
Molecular function (GO): glutaminyl-tRNA synthase (glutamine-hydrolyzing) activity
Source: RefSeq, a predicted model, not a curated record